Molecule: messenger RNA, 2508 nt
Organism: Cannabis sativa
Lineage: Eukaryota; Viridiplantae; Streptophyta; Magnoliopsida; Rosales; Cannabaceae
Product: putative RNA polymerase II subunit B1 CTD phosphatase RPAP2 homolog
Exons: 2
Coding region: 1420-2394 (324 amino acids)
Source: RefSeq, a predicted model, not a curated record
AAAUGUAUCAUAUGCCUUUCUAUUCUAAUUAGCUUCUAAGUGGGUUUCUUUAAUUAUAUGAUAAUCACUUUUUUUUUUAUCAUAUUCCUUUCUAUUCUAAUUAGUUUUUGUGUUGUACUUAUGUUAAAAUUUAGGUUGGAUUUAUGUAACAAUUAAGUUGGAUUUAUAUUGGGUUAUAAUAUUUUGAACUAAUAUAUUAGCCGUUUAGGUGAAAAACCAGGUUUUACUCUUGGAUUGGAUUGGAUGGAUCCAAUCAAUCCAAUUAAUAUUGGAUAGAUCCAAUCCGGUCUAAAAAAAUAUUAGAUCAAAAGUAUUGGAUAAAUCCGAUCCAAUGCAGCGAUUCAUCCAUUGGAUGGAACCGAUCUAAUCCAAUGAUUUAUUGAAUUGGUUUGGUUGAGCCUACAGUAGUGGAUUGGAUCGGUUGGAGAAAUCCAACAUCCAAUGUAAAAUUGGAUUGGAUCUGAUGUGUCUAAAAAUAUUGGAUGUGAUCAAAUGAACAACCCUACUAGAAUAGAACCCUAGAAAUCUUCUAUUAUCAACCUCUUUAACUAACCUAAUCGGAGUGGAGGAAUUCCGUUUCCCACUGCGCUUCACUCCUUGGCCGGAUAAGUAAUUACUUCACUUAUAGGUACUUGCUAAUGAGGGUUGAAAAAACCUGAUGAUGAAAGAAACUUUCUCUGGUUGUUUGACUUUUUGAUUCUCUCUGUUUUUUCCUAGAGUUCUACAUUGGCAUUAUAUGUCUUUUUACAGGGAUAUGAUUCAGCUAUUAUCCAAUUCUCUUUUCUUUUUAAUAGUUAGGUUUGUCGUAAUUAGUUUGUAAUGUUUAGUUCUAAGAUUUAGAAUUGUGUUUAAUUAGUUUAUAUGUGUUAAUAAACUCUUUAUGUGGUAACUUUGGAGGAUUGGGUUGGUCCUUCUAAUGCGAUUGAAGGUUAUGUACCGCAGAGAGAAUGGAAUUUCAAGUCGGUGGGUUCGAAAAUGCAAGUUUAAACUCUUUAUGUGGUAACUUUGAGCUUUUUCUGAUUUUGAUAAUAGCUUUGCUUCGCUAUUUGCUUGCAAUGGGUGGCAAUUCAAUCCAAACCCGACCUGUUUAUAAAUGAAUUCACCUGACAUAAUAACGUUUACUUGUUUAAUAGGCAUUUAACAUGUUAACAUGUUUAUUGACUUAUGUAACCAACUUAAUGUCAUUUACAUAAUAAAUAUGAGUUCAUUGUUGUGCCAUUUUUGAGUUAGCAGAUUAUUGGUGUCAACCUGAAAAUGAUCCAAAACUAUUAAAAAAAAAAACUCAAAUACAUUUACUUCGUGUGAGUUUGAGUCUUGUUAUGUGUCUGAUUUAUUUUGCUACUAUAUAUUGCUGGCAAAAGUGAACGUGGAUUAUAUAUUGCAGGGUCUAAAGCUAAAAAUCCGGUUCUUAUCAAUGACAUGGAGUUCUCGAGUACCCUUUUCACAGAAGUUGAAUAUACCGUGUCCAAAACGCCAUUGAGCUCAAAAAAUACCGGUUUUGAUAUUCAACUAAAAGAGCCGGAAGAAAAGUUGGGGAAGAAGAAGAUGGAAAAUCAGUUUACUUUAUUGGACACAUCGUUUAAUCCCAUGAGCAGUGAUUUAGAAACGAAAACCAAACAAAUGGAAGUGGGGAGUUGUAAAGCUGUUUCAAGAGAUGAGCUUGGUAUUCAGGAGAUGCCUUCAACUUCAGCGUCUUCCCAACUUGGCUCGCAUUCAAGCUCUGAAAAAGUAGGAGAGGUAUCUCAUAGGACAAAGAAAUUGACUGAAGCUACUCUUAAAUCGUCUCUGAAAGCUUCUCGGAAAAACAAACUUAGUCGCUCUGUUACAUGGGCUGAUGAGAAAUCUGAUAGCUGCAGGAAAAGUAAUCUUUGUGAGGUUAGAGAAAUUGAAGAUAAAAAAGAAGCUAAUUCUAUAUUAGGCAAGAAAGGCAAAGUUCCUCUUAAACCUUCGGGGUCACUGAAAGCUGGUACCUCCAUGUCUUGGGCUGAUGAAAAGUGUGAUACCAAAGUGUGUAAAGAUACUAUUGAGGUUAGAGAAAUAAAAGAUUUGAAUCAAACUUCAGAUAUGCUUAGUAUGGACAUUGGAGAUGGCGACUUGUUGCGCCUUGCAUCAGCAGAGGCUUGUGUAAAUGCAUUGAAUGAGGCAUCAGAAGUUGUUUCCGCUGGAGAAUUUGAAGUCAGUGAUGCAAUGUCUGAAGCUGGAAUUAUUCUAUUACCACAUCCAGAGGAUGCAAAUGGAGGAGAGUCUUUGGUGGACAAAGAUACAUCUGAACCAGAACAAGCUCCUUCGAAAUGGCCAAAAAAACCCGUAAAUCAGCAUUCUGAUGUGUUUAAUCGCGAGGAUUCUUGGUUUGAUACUCCACCUGAGGGGUUUAGUUUAUCAGUAACUUCUUAAAACUCUUAUUAUUUGGUGCAUGAAUUUAUCCUUCAUACCAUAACAUAUAACAUCACACUAAUUUGAUGGGAGCUAUCUAUCUUUCCAUAACAUGUACCAAUCGUACAGUACUGA